AUGUUCACGGCGGGGGAGCAGCUCCACCCCUCCACCCUCCGCCUGGACGGCAUGACGGCGGACGCCUUCGCGGCCGCGCUCGACUUCAUCUACGGCGCACAGGUGCGCGUGGAGGAGCGCGCCGCCGCGCCGUUGCUGAGCGCGGCGCGGCGCGUGGAGCUGGGGGAGCUGGUGCGAGCGCUCACCGAGCCGAGCCAGGCGCCACAGCGAGCGCAAAGUGCGGCCCCCGGCCAAGUUCAGAGGCUACAAGGUCAGCAGCGACCGUGCCGGGGGGGAGGAGGAAGAGGAGGCGGGACGGAGGGGGGGCAGGAAGAGACACCCCCCCUCAGAGGCGCGAUGCAGGGACUGCGGGAAAGUCUUCAAACACCACCUGUUCCUGCAGGUUCACAGGAGGACUCACACAGGAGAGAAGCCCUUCCACUGCUCCGCCUGCGGGAAGAGCUUCACCCAGAAGCACACGCUGCAGGCCCACCAGCGCGUCCACAGCGGGGAGCGGCCCUUCGUCUGCGCCGUCUGCUCCAAGUCGCUGUCCUCCAAGCACUCGCUGCAGGAGCACAUGAGCCUGCACCAAGGUCUGCCCCCACCGACCCCAAGAACCCACCCAAGAAGACCUUCACCUGUGACAAAUGUGAGAAGAGCUUCACUCAGAAGAGGCAGCUAAAGAACCACUACAGAACCCACACAGGUAAAUCCUUACCAGAGUGUGCCGAGUGUCAGCGCAGGUUCAUGGACACGGCCCAGCUGAAGAAGCAUCUGAGGACUCACACAGGAGAGAAGCCGUUCACCUGUGAGAUCUGUGGAAAGUGCUUCACCGCCAAGAGCACGCUGCAGACACACAUCCGGAUCCACAGAGGGGAGAAGCCCUUUGACUGCGGCGUCUGCGGGAAGACCUUCUCGGACCCGAGCGCCAGGCGGCGCCACGCCGCCACCCACUCAGGGAAGAAAGCCUUCACCUGCUCCGUCUGCAGCCUGUCCUUCACCCGCCUUGACAACCUGAAGACGCAUGCCAAAACGCACAGCAGGGAGGGUGGCGCCGCGGACGCGCAGGAGGAGCCGCGCGGCGCCUUACUGCUGCAGCCCCCCCUCGGCUCAGAGCCGGAGAUCCAGCUGCUGGUGACGGACCAGAACCUUAGCUUUGCUGCAGGUCAGCAGGAGAUCAGCCUCCUGGCUGCUGACGGGGGCGCAGCUCACCCCACCCACUCCAAGUUCACGCUGCUUGCUCAGACCGAUGCCGUGACUCCUCCGAUUCACGCAGUCAGCAUGCUGGACCCCCACCCUGAGCAGAUGCACAUCAUCACGCUUAGCAAGGAGGCGGUGGAGCAGCUGCAGGCCCACCACGACACCCCGCCCUCCCACGGCACCGCACCUGGACAGGUGAGCAGGCCACCGAGCCGGGCCAUUCACGUCAGCAGCCAGAGCGGCCAGCCCAUCUCCAUCAGCCAGACCGGCCAGCAGCUCUGCAGCCACCACAUCCAGGGGCAGAGCUUCCAGAUCCAGGCUGGAACCGUGUCCUACCUGUACGCCAGCGGGCUCCCCCAGGACACGCCCCCUCCUGAGACCACGCCUCUGCAGAAGCUUCCGGGCUCCUGAGUUCAUGUCAUGAAUCGCCCCCACCCCAGGUAAACGCUGAGGUUCUUUGGAUGAUUUUGGAUCAGAAUCUGAGCUGAAGCGCCCCCCCCCUUCUGAAAACAGAAACAAACUGGAGAACCUUUUGGAAAUAAAGUUUUUUCUCUUCA
Molecule: messenger RNA, 1736 nt
Organism: Oryzias latipes (Japanese medaka)
Lineage: Eukaryota; Metazoa; Chordata; Actinopteri; Beloniformes; Adrianichthyidae
Gene: zbtb24
Product: zinc finger and BTB domain containing 24
Biological process (GO): regulation of transcription by RNA polymerase II
Cellular component (GO): nucleus
Molecular function (GO): DNA-binding transcription factor activity, RNA polymerase II-specific
Source: RefSeq, a predicted model, not a curated record